AUGUCUCGCUCCCUGCAAGCAUCCGCUCUCUCUUUCUUGAUUCUCUCCAUCGGACACACAAUUGGUGGUAAGGAAUGGACGGCUGAGAAGGUCUUCACUGGUAUCAAGGGCUCCAGGCCCUGGGCUUGUGGGACUGUGGGUUGGUAUCAGGGGAGUGCUUUCUUCUUGUUGACUGGAAUCCUCCACUAUCAGUGGUCGUGCGACCCUUCAGCGCUAAGCGACCCGCUGAACAAGGCCAUGGCAGCUAUCGUCAACGUUCUCUUGUGGUCCAGCACAGCCUGGUAUGCCAAGAACGGCAUCAAGGAGAAUGCGUUCGCGGUCGGUCUUUCGGCUGCACUGCAGGGUGCAGCAGUUCUGAAGCAGAUUCUGUAA
Molecule: messenger RNA, 372 nt
Organism: Penicillium atrosanguineum
Lineage: Eukaryota; Fungi; Ascomycota; Eurotiomycetes; Eurotiales; Aspergillaceae
Exons: 3
Coding region: 1-372 (123 amino acids)
Source: RefSeq, a predicted model, not a curated record